AAUAACAAGAUUGGUGAUAUACGUCAUUUCGUAAUAGAUAAUCGCGAGAAACAAGACUAUUGAUUGAGAACUAAUUAGACGUAUGUUUGUAAGCAAGUGUGGUGCAUGUUCAGUGGAAUAAUAGCGAGUGGCAAUGGAUCCCGAGACUAAUAAUAACAAUGACAGUGUUCCUGAAAUGGUUAAUAAUACAAGUCAUAAUGGUGAUGCCAGACAUUUUGACAGAACUUCAAUCGCCUCAAGUGAUAGUAAUGCAACUCCGCUGAGAUCCAAAAUAUCUACACUCUUACGACCCCGAAGCAGUAGAAGCAGUAGAAGAACAAGUGACACCUCAGCGCUGGAGUCAGUGUCUGCUUCAUCACGCGCGGUUGUUCCUGUUAGGAACAUAGAUCCCAGUUUGAUACAGAAAACACAACCAAAAGGAUGGCAUACAAUAGUUAACAUAGUCCUCGUGGAGGCCAAAGGUCUACCGGAUCCACCAGAUGACAGGAGUUCACAUAAUCUGUACUGUAAAUUUCGGCUGGGUUCAGAAUCGCACAAAUCCAAGGGAGUACCAAAUACAGCCCAACCGGAAUGGCGGGAAAGAUUCGACUUGCAUCUCUACAAAGACCACUUGCUGAAGCUCUCGCUGUGGGACAAAGGGAAACAGAAAAACUUUAUGGGAAGUUCCGUCUUGGACUUGGCUGAGUUAGAAAAGGAGCGGACCCAUGAGAUCUGGCAAGAGCUGGAUGACGGUUUCGGAACAGUUCACUUUUCCAUCACCUUGUGCAAAGUGCGAAACAACGUUAAUACUUUCAACGGUCAGCUGGCUGAGGGUGUGGUUAAAGCUAAAAAUGCCAUUAACACUUUGAAAAGCGAUUGGAAGCUAGUGGGCCAGCUAUACGUGAAAGUGACGGGUGCUAAAGGGUUAAGUGGAAAACCCAACGCAUACUGCACACUGGAGGUAGACAACGAACGGGUACAAACCCACAGCUGCCGCGCCAGCUCCGAACCUACUUGGGACAAAAGUUAUGUGUUCAACGUCUACGACGUAACAUCAACUUUAGACUUAAGGAUCUACGACAGUUCCAUCGUGGCUGCGUUACGCACCGACACCUUAGGAAGGCUGUCUCUACCUCUACUGAGGAUCAGUAACGGAGAGUCGCGAUGGUACGCCCUGAAGUCACGGAACAUGAGGGACGGUGCCAAAGGCAACUGCCCAAGAGUCCAAUUGGAAAUGACUAUGUUUUGGAAUCCGGUGAAAGCAACAGUAAGAUUGUUCCGCCCAAAAGAAGUGAAACACAUCAAAAAGCCCCCAAAGUUCGACGUGGCUCUCGUAUACAGCAACAUGGAGUUCGUGAGGGAUACAUUUACAUUCCUUCAUUAUUUUAACGAGCAAUACAAGAAUCUGUUCGAAUGGGAAAACCAGGAGUUGUGCUUUGUAACCCUAGUAGGGUGGCUCUUGUUCUGGCUCAACUUUAGUCUGUGGGCUACACCAUUAUUGCUGCUGCUGCCUUUCUUCUACUUCUAUAUUACACAGUCUUGCAAUCAACAAGACAGAUCAAGUCCGCGAAAUUCUAGUUCUGGAGAUGAGAGCCCUGAACCAAAUGAACACGAAAAGACUGAGAAGGGCCUGACCAGCAAGAUAUCAGGCCUGCCAGAGAUGACUCUGACCAUCACUGGCGGGGUUGAGUAUUCAGUUUCCUUGGCCGAAAGACUUUAUAAUUUGACCAGCUUCAAAGUGCCUUUCUUAAGCUUUUUAACAAUGAUGUUCCUGAUGAUGUCGGCAUUUGCUUUCUACUUUAUUCCGGUCAACUACAUGAUGAUGGCAUUUGGUUUAUUUAAAUACUCGAGAAGAUACAUCAACCCAGAGUGGAGACAAAACAAUGAUCUACUCGAUUUUCUAUCAAGAGUUCCUGACAACGAAAUUUUGAAAAAUUGGAAGGAGUUGAAUGUGCCAGAACCCAGUGUGAAGAGGCAGGCGACAUAUAAAAGACGAGUAUCUGAUAGUUCAUCGUGAUAUUAUUAUUAUUAUGUAAAUUAUUUUUAGUUGAUAGUUAACUACCAAAGGGAAGUGUUAGUUUGCACUUAACCCGUCGAUUGAUUUUAGUACAUAGACGUAGGUAUACUUAUUUAUACAGAGAAAGAUAUCUGGCAAAUAAAAGUAGACCCUAAAUUUGUUCAGGUAGAACCCAUCUCUGGUGGCUCUACUACGAAUCAUUCGACGAAUUCGACCAGUAAAUUAAUGAAUCAUUAUAUUAUAAUUGGGGUAUUUAGCUUUACCUUGUAAGAAUUUAAUAGUCCAGUUCAAAGAGUUAAAAUGGCGCCGAAUGGCGGUUAUGCUAUCA
Molecule: messenger RNA, 2324 nt
Organism: Ostrinia nubilalis (European corn borer)
Lineage: Eukaryota; Metazoa; Arthropoda; Insecta; Lepidoptera; Crambidae
Product: multiple C2 and transmembrane domain-containing protein-like
Exons: 14
Coding region: 134-1996 (620 amino acids)
Biological process (GO): regulation of neurotransmitter secretion
Cellular component (GO): synaptic vesicle membrane
Molecular function (GO): calcium ion binding
Source: RefSeq, a predicted model, not a curated record